GUUAGGCAGGUUUUUCCUCUUGGUCUGCCUGCCUGCCGUGGGGCAACCAGCUGUCCUCUGCCUGUCUCACCUGGGCCGGGCUGUUCUAGGCUCUCAUGCUCCUCUCUGCCAGACUGAGCCAGUGGGCACUGGGCACUGCAUCAGGAUGCCCAGCAUCUUCGCCUACCAGAGCUCCGAGGUGGACUGGUGUGAGAGUAACUUUCAGCACUCGGAGCUGGUGGCCGAGUUCUACAACACGCAAUGUCACCUUCUUCAUCUUUGGGCCUCUCAUGAUGUUUCUCAUGCACCCCUAUGCCCAGAAACGCUCCCGCUAUGUUUAUAUCACCUGCAUCCUCUUCAUGGUCGUAGGCCUGUUCUCCAUGUACUUCCACAUGACGCUUAGCUUCCUGGGCCAGCUGCUGGAUGAGAUCGCUAUCCUGUGGCUGCUGGCCAGUGGCUACAGCAUAUGGAUGCCCCGCUGCUACUUUCCUACUUUCCUAGGAGAGAACAGGCCCCAGUUCAUCAGCCUGGUCAUCAUCACCACUGUGGUCAGCACCUUCCUGUCCUUCCUGAGGCCCGUGAUCAACGCAUAUGCCCUCAACAGCAUUGCUGUGCACAUCCUCUACAUCGUGUUCCACGAAUACAAGAAGACCAGCAAUAAGGAGCUUCGUCAUAUAAUGGAGGUCUCCGUAGUUUUAUGGGCUUUUGCACUGACCAGCUGGAUCAGCGACCGCUUGCUUUGCAGUUUCUGGCAGCAGAUCAAUUUCUCUUACCUGCACAGCAUCUGGCAUGUACUCAUCAGCAUCACCUUUCCUUAUGGCAUGGUUACCAUGGCCUUAGUGGACGCCAGGUAUGAGAUGCCAGGUCAAACCCUCAAAGUCCGCUACUGGCCUCGGGACACUUGGCCUGUGGGGCUGCCCUAUGUGGAAGUCAGUGACGACAAGAGCUGCUGAUGUCUGCCAGCUUCUGGACUACCCGAGCACCUGCCAACUCACCUGUGUCUUGAAGAGGGAGGCCUGGAUCAGGAGUCUGAGAGAUGCUCAUGGUUCUUUCCUCUACCUCCCUUUCUCCGUUCUUCUUGUCCUGCACGGCCCCACCCCAAGACAGGGGAUGGACUUCAUGAGCCUUCUGCACAGCAGUCUGAUGACCGGGGGUGGGGAGGGGGAGCUGCCUGGCAUAGCUCUCCUCCACAAUCUGCCCUUAUUCUCUUUCGUUUCCUCCUUUGCAUUCACUUUGUGAGGCUGGAUCACCAGGUGCUGGGAUUACCUGGCAGCCAUUGGGAAUGACUUCAGGCUGGGGCUUGGUGCCUGGGCAUCUCAUAAAUAGUGGCGGUCACUACCACACCCUUUGGACCUGUCUUUGGCCAUGCAAUGUCCCUGGUACUUGGGGGCAUCCCAGAGAACAGACAUGAUUUCCAGUCACCUCAUUCUGCCCUCACUCAUGCAUGCAGAGACCUUGCAGGUCCUCUCACACAUGUGCUCCCACAGACCUCUGGGGCCAUCUCACUGCUAGACAAUGGAGCAACAUGGAGGCCCAGACUGGGCAAUCUUGCUGUUGUUGGGGCAUGGGCAUCAGGAGGGGAGCUGGGGUGGCCUGCAUGGGCUCUCAAAGUGAGAGGAGAACAGGAAGGUGAUUUCUGUGGUGGUUAAGAGCACAGGGCUUGGAGUCAGGCAGACCUAAGCUUGAAUCCUGCUCCACCAUUUCCUAGUUGUAUAAUCUGGGGGAGGUGAUUUUUUUCUACCUUUGAAGCUCAAGCACCUUGUCUGUAAUAUGACAAUGUUUCUGCCUUCAUGGGACUUCUGCAUGGAUAAAACAAGAUAAUGUACAAAAAGUGUUUAGCAUGGAGUCUGGAAAACAUCCAUCCCUCCAUCCCCUCAUCCUUUAAUCCCUCCCUCCAUCUAUAUUCAGCCAUCCAUUUAUGUUCAUUUACCCACCCAAAUAAUUUAAUCAUCCUUUCAUUCAUCUGUGUUCCCACUCAUUCAUUCAUUCGUCUCUUCAACAAAUAUAUAUUGAGUUCCUACUCUAUGUCUGACACUACCCACUGGUGAUACAAGGCAGGAGACAUGCAGUGUUCCUGCUCUAGGGAGGAGACAAGUGUUACACAAAUAAAAAGACAAACAAGGCAUUUCCAGACACUAAUACCUGCUGCAAAAAUGAUAAAGCGGGUGAUGCUUUAGAGAAUCAUGAGGUGGGGAAGCAGCCCUUUCAAAUGGGUGCUCAGUGGGGGAGCGCAGUUUCCAGAUGAACCCUCAAUGACAAGAGGAGACCAGCCCUACUGAGAGCUGGCUGGGUAAGACCAUUCUGGGGAGAGGGAAUGGUAGGUGUGAAACUCACAGGGUGUGGAUGAACUGGCACGACAAAAAGAACACUCUUUUUUUUUUUUUUAAUGUUCAGUUAGCCAA
Molecule: messenger RNA, 2381 nt
Organism: Neomonachus schauinslandi (Hawaiian monk seal)
Lineage: Eukaryota; Metazoa; Chordata; Mammalia; Carnivora; Phocidae
Gene: ACER1
Product: alkaline ceramidase 1
Exons: 6
Coding region: 96-932 (278 amino acids)
Biological process (GO): ceramide metabolic process
Cellular component (GO): membrane
Molecular function (GO): hydrolase activity, acting on carbon-nitrogen (but not peptide) bonds, in linear amides
Source: RefSeq, a predicted model, not a curated record